Entelurus aequoreus (snake pipefish) is the source of this 4383-nucleotide messenger RNA. It is a transcript of the gene slc38a3b, whose product is annotated as solute carrier family 38 member 3b. The record is from RefSeq and is a predicted model, not a curated record. The transcript has 17 exons. Gene Ontology annotation, biological process: histidine transport; amino acid transmembrane transport; asparagine transport. Bases 317 to 1855 code for a protein of 512 amino acids. NCBI's taxonomy places the organism in Eukaryota, Metazoa, Chordata, Actinopteri, Syngnathiformes, Syngnathidae. Gene Ontology annotation, molecular function: L-asparagine transmembrane transporter activity; L-glutamine transmembrane transporter activity; L-histidine transmembrane transporter activity.
CAUUGUUUUACUUGAUCCACCGAAGAGGUUAGUGAAUGUGAUUUAAUAUUAGUAAAGGUUAGUGGUGGUUCUUUAAUAUUAGUGGCGGUUUGUGGGGGUUGGAACCUGCGAGGAGGCGGAACCAGAGCGACCCCCACACUUGUUCCCAAUGAGCAACAUUUCGAGCAACAGUUCUCCUCCAGCUCUCCUCGCUGCCCACUUGGCGCCUAAAAAGCAGAAAGGAAUCAAGAGGAAACAUCUUCAUCCUUCACGUCUGAGGAAUUCAUCCUGACAAUCCAGCUUUCCUUUUAAGACUUCGUCCAUCUUUGCUGUGUUGAUGGAACAUUCUCAGUCGGAAAUGAACAUCUUGUCCAACGGGAAGAGCUAUGACCUCGGAGACGAUGUGGGCGUGUCCAUGAAGACGCCGCUAGAGGAUGAUCAAAAUGGCACUCAAACAGUCAGGUUUGAUGACCCUGAUGGAGGAUUGGAGAAUGAGGAGUUCUUGCCAAGUGCAGAUGGAAAGAAACCUGUGCACUUCACUGAUUUUGAAGGCAAAACCUCCUUUGGAAUGUCCGUCUUCAACUUGGGUAACGCCAUCAUGGGAAGUGGAAUCUUGGGACUGGCGUACGCCAUGGCCAACACUGGCAUACUCCUCUUCCUGUUUCUUCUGACUGCGGUAGCAGCCCUGUCUUCUUAUUCCAUCCACCUGCUGCUCAAGUCCUCUGGCAUUGUGGGGAUCCGAGCCUAUGAACAGCUGGGCUUCAGAGCCUUUGGCAUUCCUGGGAAAAUGGCGGCCGGCAUUGCGAUCACUCUGCAGAACAUCGGAGCCAUGUCCAGCUACCUGUACAUUGUCAAGUCAGAGUUACCGCUGGUCAUCCAGGCCUUCUUGAAAGCUGACCCGAACGCAGAUUUGUGGUACUUGAAUGGCAAUUAUUUGGUCAUCAUGGUGUCUGCCAGCGUCAUCCUGCCUCUCGCUCUCAUGAAGCAGCUGGGUUAUCUGGGCUACACCAGCGGCUUCUCUCUCAGCUGCAUGGUGUUCUUCCUCAGUGCGGUCAUCUACAAGAAGUUCCAGAUUCUCUGUCCUUUCGAGGAGUUCUCGGCCAACAGCACCGAGGUUCACCACAGCCUGAACGUGUCGAGCCUCAGCGACGAUCACAGCCUGGCUCACCAAGACGACAGCCAUUGCACGCCACACAUGUUCACCAUUAACUCCCAGACAGCCUACACCAUCCCCAUCCUGGCUUUUGCUUUUGUUUGCCACCCUGAGGUCCUCCCCAUCUAUACCGAGCUCCGCAAUCCGACCAAGAAGAAGAUGCAGAAAGUGUCCAACAUCUCCAUCUUUGUCAUGUACACCAUGUACUUCCUGGCCGCUCUCUUUGGCUACCUGACCUUCUACGACAAAGUUGAGCCUGAGUUGCUGCACACGUACAGUCGUAUCGAUCCGUACGACACGCUCAUCCUGUGCGUGCGAGUUGCCGUCCUCACCGCUGUCACGCUCACCGUCCCCAUCGUGCUCUUCCCUGUGCGUCGAGCCAUCCAGCAGAUGUUGUUUCCCACCAAGUCUUUCAGUUGGCCGCGUCACACCAUCAUCGCUCUCGUGCUGCUGACUAUCAUCAACAUGCUGGUCAUUUUUGCUCCAAACAUUCUGGGAAUCUUCGGAAUCAUCGGAGCCACAUCUGCUCCUUGCCUCAUUUUCAUCUUUCCUGCUGUCUUCUACAUCCGAAUUGUUCCCAAAGACAAAGAACCAAUGAAUUCAACGCCAAAAAUCUUGGCUGCCUGUUUUGCCGCUCUGGGGGUGUCCUUCAUGAUAAUGAGCCUGAGCUUCAUCAUCAACGACUGGACGACGGGGAGCAGCAAUGGUGGCGGCGGCCACUAGAGUGUACGUGAGUGCAGAAAGAAGAGUCAACUCGCUGAAAGAAACCAAGAUGGCCCUCCAACCAGAACAAAGCUUUGCUAUAAAAGUCAUAACAAGAAAAGAGGAUACGAAUUAACAUAUAACACGUGCAUAAUUACUUCCUGUACUUUACAGAAGUAGGUUGAAUGCAGUACGUGUUUGACAGACAACAGGAGUGCGUAUUUAUAUUACUACUAUGUUUUUAAGGACUGUAUUUAACUACAAUGAAGUUAAUCAUCCAAAUAUUUCUCGCGAUUUUUACACCAAAUGAUCAUCUUCACUUUUCCAUCCAUUUUCUACCGCUUGUCCCUCCCCGCGGUCGCGGGGGUGACUGGAGCCUAAUCUUUUUUUUUUUCAAUUUGCGCUUACAAUCACAGUUUAUAAUAUAUACAUUCACAACAUAAACAAGAAGCAAACUAAUAACAUUAUCAUUAAUGUUAAUAUUUCAACAAAGGACAUUUAGAUUCAAAUUCGGUUAAAAAAAAAUAUCAGUUUGUUAAAUGUGUAAAUGUAUGAUUAUUUCAUGUAUAUAUUGCCAAUGUAAUUUAAUUUUUUUUUAAAAAUCUGCAUUGUACUAAUAGAACCUCUUGGCCCACUGUUUAAUGUGUGAUUUGCUUUUUAUUCGUGUUAUGACAAAUAAUUGAUUACUGGUGAUUUUCAAAUAAUUCAUAACAGCACACCUCUCUUUGGAUUACUGCAAGCUUAAAUAUGCAGUUAAGCCAUCAAGUAUUAAAAUCCUGAACUUACUUUUAUUAGUCUGAUCUUUUGGGAAUGUCAAAUAACGUGUAAAUUGUGUUUGAAAGUGUUUUUGUGCGCUACUUCUCACUAACAAAUCAACUAAAUGAUCGUUUUGCUCUCUAAGGAGUUCAAUGGAAGAUCUUUUGAAGUAUUUUUGCGGUACUGUUAUUUUGAUGAUCACUUUUUAAUUUCUGCAUUUUUAUUGGGUUGUCAUUUUAACACAAACCGCAUGCAAUCAAUCUAUAAAUAGAAAAUAUACACAAUCCAUCCCUCUAAUAUUUCACAUGUAUUUUUUGUGAUUGUUGCACCUCAAAGUGCCUGAAUUUGCAGCAGCUUUUUCAGAAAGCUGUGGCAAAAGUUGCAUGUUUUGUGACUUUUUUUUAAAAAUUCUAUUGAAUCAUCUUGUGAUUUUACAGAUUUCCUUGUAACCUUACCCUGAAAAGGCAAAUGAUUUCAAUAAAAUUACUAAAUCGAUGUUUAAUUCCUAGGCUUAGCAUUGUAAGCAGGAACAGGAAGUAGGUCUGAGCUACAACUACUGUCGAUUGAGCAAUAAAGAGUUGAUACCCCUGCUGGCCCCACUAUGGACUGGACUCUCACACUAUUAACUAGAUCCACUCGACGUCCAUUGCACCGGUCGCCCAGGGUUGGGGGUCCCCACAUCUGCGGUCCCCUCCAAGGUUUCUCAUUGUAUCCCAUUGGGUUAAGUUUUUUCUUGCCCUGAUGUGGGAUCUGAGCCGAGGAUGUUGUUGUGGCUUGUGCAGCCCUUUGAGACACUUGUGAUUAUGGGCUAUAUAAAUACACUUUGAUUGAUUGAUUGAUACAGUAUAUUGUUACACGUUGUUGUUCCUGCUUCGUCUACACAAGAAACAAACAUAUGUUUUGAUUAGACCGUUGAAGUUGCGGGCAUUGGACAAAGUAGCAAAGGGUUUGGUUGAAUUUAAAUGGUGAAUUUGUGAAUUCCUAGAGGGACUGAAUAACAGUUUCCAGUUUCAAAGGAGAAAACAUUUCGAAAAAGGUAUUUUCUACUGCUGCUAAAGACGUUUUUACGUCAUAUCAACAUAUGUAUUUAUGUACAACUCUAUAAUUGUACUUGCAGCUAGUUGGAUUGCUGCUAUGAAGAUAUUUUCACUGAUAAAUUAUGAUGAACACCUCAAGGAAAUCAUUGUCCGUCCCUUCCAAUGUUUUUGCAGUGUUUUUGUUUUGAAGGGAUCAUGCCAAAAUGACAACAAGCUACCUAUUGGUUUUUAAAAAAUGCCUUAAAUGCAAGAUUUAGCUUAUAGAAUAUUUCAAAGGUGCAUUUCCUGGACUUGAUGAUGUUUAUUGUAUCUGAUCAUGUUACAAUGCACUCAUCUGUGGAAACGACACAUAAUACUCUCAGGGCAUUCAAAUGAUGGCAACUUGACAGUUUUUUUUCUUGGAAGACUUAGAUUGGUCAGAUCUAAAUCUGACCAAUGUAAGUCUAGGAGCAUGAACUGAUGAAGCCUACUCGGAUUUGAGGCGAAACGUAUUCCAAGACAAACCAAACAGUCCAGUUGCGAUCGAUUGAAUGCACUGAGAUUACAAUGACCUGGAUGAAUGAGAACAUUCAUAGCCAUGACACAUAAUACGUUUAUCAGUGUCUUUUUUUGGCGAACAAGACGUGGCUUUAUAUAAAGGAUGUAUAUGAAUGUGAACGUUUUAUAUGUGUGAAGCAUAUUUACGGUAGAUUGUAAAGUGUAAAUAGCAUGCACUGUUUUAGUUUGACAAUAAAAUAAUUGGAAAUGUUUUCCCAU